Molecule: messenger RNA, 2070 nt
Organism: Rhinichthys klamathensis goyatoka
Lineage: Eukaryota; Metazoa; Chordata; Actinopteri; Cypriniformes; Leuciscidae
Gene: asb5b
Product: ankyrin repeat and SOCS box containing 5b
Exons: 7
Coding region: 31-1020 (329 amino acids)
Biological process (GO): positive regulation of protein catabolic process; protein ubiquitination; intracellular signal transduction
Molecular function (GO): protein binding
Source: RefSeq, a predicted model, not a curated record
CAAAACAUUCACAGUCACUGAGCAGCAGCAAUGACUGAGAUUUUGGAGGAGCGGCCAUUCGGCUCGCAGUAUAGCAAAGUCUAUCUCUCGAUUUUUGUCCUUUUUUGCUUCAAACUUUUUGUCAAGAUCAGCUUAAACAUACUGACCCACUUCUAUGCGGUUAAAGGAAACCGUAAGGAGGCGGCCCGGAUCGCAGCUGAGUUUUAUGAUUUUGGUCAAGGGCACAGUUCAUGGGCGGAUCGUUCUCCACUCCAUGAAGCUGCAUGUCAGGGUCGACUCCUGGCUCUUAAGACUCUUCUCUCACAGGGUCACAAUCCAAAUAUCAUCACCAUUGAUCACGUGACUCCGCUACAUGAAGCUUGUCUGGGAGAUCAUGUAGCAUGUGCCAGGGCUCUCAUAGAGGCCGGUGCCAAUGUAAAAGCCACGACCAUUGACGGUGUGACCCCGCUGUUUAACGCCUGCUCGACAGGAAGUUUCACCUGUACAGAGGUGCUUUUGGAACAUGGAGCAAAACCACAGGCAGAAGCUUGCCAACCUUCGCCCAUUCACGAGGCAUCGAGCAAAGGUAGGGCAGCAUGUUUAGAGUCUCUCAUCUCGUGGGGAGCAGAUGUAGAUUACGACAUCCCCCAUCUAGGAACACCUCUCUACAUUGCCUGUGUCUCCCAACAGCUCCAGUGUACACAGAAACUUCUGGAUGGAGGAGCCAAUGUGCAGAAGGGCCGUUUCCUGGACACUCCACUACACGCUGCAGCACAGAAGGACUGUCCAGAUAUCAUCAGACUGCUACUAGAGUUUGGCGCUAACAUCAACGCUCGCAACCUGGAGCUGCAAAGGCCGGUGGAGACAGCGCCACCCAGCAGUACGGCAGAGUCUGCGCUCCUUCUGUAUGAAGCCACGCCACAGUCUCUGUGUCAGCUGUGUAGACUGAGUAUCCGAAACUAUAUGGGCCGAUCCAGACUGCACCUGAUUCCUCACCUCAAACUGCCUUCUCUGCUCAAGAGUUUCCUCCAAUACAGAUAGACUCUCAACGUUACUCCACAAAGCCCCUCCCCCUUUUAUUUUCUUAUAUUAAGUGCAUUAAUAUACAAAUAAGGUCAUCACAUUUUGUUUGACCACCAACGCACAGAAAACACUAUUACAAUAGCCAUUCAUUUCACUUAAUUUAAGUUCAAUUGUUUAUUUUUAAAUACUUAUAUUUUUGUGCAACUAAUGAACACCAGUUAACUAUUUUUAUAUAAUCACAACAUUAGUGUAAAUUUAUCAUUUGUAACCUGCACUAUAUAAGCUGCAUGCCUAAUAUGAUACAAAUAUAUCAUGUCAGGGUGAAAUCAUUAAAGUGCAUGUCAGUAUAAUGAAUUAAAAAACAAUUAUCACACUAAUGUAAAAAAGAAGAGGAUAACUGUUCAGAAUUCACAAAAUCUGAUGCUAUCAAUAUUUUCACAGCUUCCCAAGCUGCAUCAUGAACUGUUUAGAAAAUAAAAAAAUAAAACCGCUGGAAGAUUCAGUGUAAUGCAGUACUUUUGCUAAUCAUUUUGUUGCCAAAACAAAGCAUGAUAAGAUAUGUAACUUAUAAAUAAAGAAAAAUAUUUAAAAUUUGUCUCAUUGGUCUCCCUUUUCUUUGCAUUGCAGACUAGUACUGUAUUUGAAUCAUGUUCAAUGUAGUGCAAUACUCAUAAGCAAAAAUAGAAUAAUAAGAUUUCCUGUACACUUGAUCUUUUUAAUAGCAAUUAUCAAAUCAUAGUCACAAAAAAGAAAGUAAUUGCCUGUUCUUAUAUAUCUCGCCUUGCGCUUUUAUGAUAUCAUCAGUCAAAAUAAAUAGAUGAGACACUUGGAACAUGCAGAAUUUGAAAAGCUCCUGGCUUAAUCAGAUGCAUGACUCAACUCCAGGAUCGAUAUAUACCUGUUUAACUGUCCUCAGUUGCGUAUGAACAGUGAUCAUAUGAAUAUGUUAUAUACACCCAUUUAAACUUGGAUUUAGACGUAAAUUCUACAACAAAACUAUAUACAAAUAAAUACAUUUCACAGUGCAUUUCACAUUUGAUGAAAAUGGUCUCUGUAUGUUUUUUUUUU